Molecule: messenger RNA, 26824 nt
Organism: Podarcis lilfordi (Lilford's wall lizard)
Lineage: Eukaryota; Metazoa; Chordata; Lepidosauria; Squamata; Lacertidae
Source: the annotation of a GenBank genome assembly
AUGUCAGACUUCACUGACUGGAAAAAGUACAACAUCAGAACAGGCAUGAGGGUAGGGUUCAUUUUGUUUUUAUUAUUAGUCUGCUUCUUUCUCCCUUUGCCCCUCCUGCACCAACUGAAGCAGCUGAUUCCCAAGGGAGACCAUGAGGGAAAGACAACAGGCAGGUUUCAGGACUGACAGGAGACUCAACCAUUCGGUGCUGUUUACAAAAGCAGCCUGAGAAAAGAGAGUUGCACCAUGACGGGCACUCGAGUCAGCCAAUCACUGUUCUGCCAAUACGGCUUCCCCUUUAGUGCCUCUGAGAAAAGUCUCGAGAAGACUUAGAUUGAAAAUGUGGUGGCUUCUGAUUCCACUCUGCCUUAAUGGAGGCAGCUCCCAUGACAGCAGGAGAUUGUUAGCAAAGAAAGAACAAGGAUGAUUGAGGGUAAUCAUCCUUGAAAAUUCUGCCCAGGGUCAGGGGGAAACAGCCUUUAGUACCUGGCUCUCGCUUUGGCAUCGAAUGUGAGAGGCUCUGAGUGCAAAAGCACUUCUCCUGCCGAUAACCCUCCUACGCCACUAUUAAGAAGCAGAGGUUCACCUGUUAAUUAGAGAUCAAUUGGGACUAAAGUGCAGGCAUGUGCUAGAAAAGAUGAGAUUAUAAACUGAAUGGGGUGCAAGGUCAUUAAGGUCAGAACUUGACAGAAGUCUUCAUUUGGUGUAAAAGAUAGUGGGAGGGGAGGGGAGCAAACGGCUUCUUUAUAUAGUUUCUUCUCUACAUUUAUGAUCUGGCAACCCUUCCUUGAAAUGCUAGUUCAAAUUAUACAUAUACAGGUGAAAACGGAUGAAAUUGGAUUGCAGAUAUGGAAGAUAACAUCAAAUGGAACUGUGUGUAUAAAAAGGAAAAAAGGAGGGAAGGCUUAUUUGCAGGGUUUAUGGACAAUUUUUUUUUUUUAAUAAAUAUUUAUUAAAGUUUUCACAAUAUUACAUAAUGAAAAAGAAAAAAGAAAAAAUACAAAAAAAGAGGGGGGAAAACAGUUAAAACCAAUUCCAUCUUUUCGUCACUUAUCUUUCAUUUACCUGUUUCCCGGACAUCCUCAUGCCUCCCUUUUUUGUAUUCCAGUUCAAUUUAUUAGUUCCGCAAUUCCUUUCCCUCCUUAUUUUAUCCUGAUCUUUAAUCUUAAUAUAUUAUAGCAUUAAAUUUUUACCUAUUAAAAAUCCAAUUUUUCCAUAUUCUUUUAUACCAUUACAGCUAGAAACCACUUAACUUCAAUCCAACAUCAUUCUAACAUUCAUUAAUUUUGCAAUAUUUCUGUAAAUAGUCUUUAAAUUUCUUCCAAUCUUCUUCCACCGACUCUUCUCCCUGGUCUCGGAUUCUGCCAGUCAUUUCCGCCAAUUCCAUGUAGUCCAUCAUUUUCAUCUGCCAUUCUUCCAGAGUGGGUAGGUCUUGUGUCUUCCAAUACUUUGCAAUAAGUAUUCUUGCUGCUGUUGUAGCAUACAUAAAGAAAGUUCUAUCCUUCUUUAACACCGAUUGGCCGACUAUGCCCAGGAGAAAGGCCUCUGGUUUCUUCAAGAAGGUAUAUUUAAAUACCUUUUUUAAUUCAUUAUAAAUCAUCUCCCAGAAAACCUUAAUCCUUGGGCACGUCCACCAGAGGUGAAAAAAUGUACCUUCAGUUUCUUUACAUUUCCAACAUUUAUUAUCAGGCAAAUGGUAGAUUUUUGCGAGCUUGACUGGGGUUAUGUACCACCUGUAUAUCAUUUUCAUAAUAUUCUCUCUUAAGGCAUUACAUGCCGUAAACUUCAUACCUGUGGUCCAUAACUGUUCCCAGUCAGCGAACAUGAUGUUAUGUCCAACAUCUUGUGCCCAUUUAAUCAUAGCUGAUUUCACCGUUUCAUCCUGAGUGUUCCAUUUCAGCAACAAGUUAUACAUUCUUGACAAGUUCUUAGUAUUGGGUUCUAACAAUUCUCUUUCUAAUUUUGAUUUUUCCACCUGGAAACCAAUUUUCUUAUCCAAAUUGUAUGCCUCCAUUAGCUGAUAAUAAUGAAGCCAGUCUCGCACUUUGUUUUUUAAUUUUUCAAAGCUCUGCAAUUUCAAUCUGUCUCCAUCUUGUUCCAAAAUUUCCCAAUAUUUUGGCCAUCUGACCUCCAUAUUGAGCUUUUUCAAGGCUUUCGCUUCCAUUGGUGACAGCCACCUUGGGGUCUUAUUCUCUAGUAAAUCCUUGUAUCUUAUCCAAACAUUAAACAAUGCUUUCCUGACUAUAUGGUUUUUAAAUGCUUUAUGCGCUUUGACCUUGUCAUACCACAAAUAUGCAUGCCAUCCAAACACAUUGUUAAAACCUUCUAAGUCCAAAAUGUCAGUGUUCUCAAGAAGCAGCCAAUCUUUCAACCAGCAAAAAGCUGCUGAUUCAUAAUAAAGUUUAAGGUUUGGCAGGGCAAAUCCACCUCUAUCUUUUGCAUCUGUUAGUAUUUUAAAUUUUAUUCUAGGCUUCUUGCCCUGCCAGACAAAUCUGGAAAUGUCUCUCUGCCACCUCUUGUAACAGUCCAUUUUGUCCACAAUUUGCAAUGUUUGAAACAAGAACAACAUUCUAGGCAAUACAUUCAUUUUUACAGCAGCAAUAUGACCCAGCAGUGAAAGCUUCAAGUUUGACCAAAUUUCUAAAUCUUUUUUCACUUCAGCCCAACAUCUUUCAUAAUUAUCUUUAAAUAAAUUCCCAUUUUUUGCUGUCAAGUUAAUCCCCAAAUAUUUAACUUUCUUGACCACUGUUAAACCUGUCUCAUUCUGAAACCUCUCUCUCUCUAUUGGUGUUAGAUUUUUCUCUAAAACCUUAGUUUUUACUUUAUUCAAUUUAAAUCCUGCAACUUGACCAAAUUCUUGAAUCAGUUCUAAAACCCUUUUGGUACUAGAUUCUGGCUCCUGUAACGUCAAUACUAAAUCGUCUGCAAAUGCUCUCAAUUUGUACUGUUUGGCUCCAACCUGUAUGCCCUUAACCAACUGAUCCCUUCUAAUCAUGUUCAGCAAAACCUCCAGGACCGAAAUAAAAAGCAAUGGGGAGAUUGGGCAACCUUGUCGUGUCCCUUUUUCGAUCUUAAAUUCUUCUGUCACUACAUUAUUUACAAUUAAUUUAGCUUUUUGUUCUGAAUAAAUUGCACUUAUACCAUUUUCAAAGCCUUGGCCUACCCCCAUACCCUGUAGGUUCUUCUUCAUAAAACUCCAAGAGAUAUUGUCAAAAGCUUUCUCCGCGUCCACAAAUAUCAGGACUGCUUUAGUGUUUAUGUUCACUUCUAAUUUCUCCAAAAUGUCAAUUAUGUUCCUCAUAUUAUCAGACAAAUGCCUACCCGGGAGAAAGCCCGCUUGGUCUUUAUGAAUCUCUUCCAACAACACUUUUUUCAGUCUCUUAGCCAAAAUGUCUGCAAAGAUUUUGUAAUCCACAUUAAGUAAUGAUAUGUGACGGUAGUUCUUAAGCUGCGUCUUCUCAGUCUCUGUUUUCGGUACAAGUGUAAUAUAAGCUUCUUUCCACGACUCUGGUGCCCUUUUCCCCUCCAUUAUUUCAUUGCAGACCUCUUUCAAAGGUUGUAUUAACCAUUCUUUCAAAGAUCUGUAAUAUCUUGAAGUCAGUCCAUCUGGUCCUGGAGAUUUGCCCAAUUGCAUAUUUUGAAUGGCACCUUCUAUCUCCUGUUCAGUUAUUUUGUUGUUCAACAUUGAUUUGUUUUCUUGAGAGAUUUUUUGUAAUCCAUUUGUUUGCAAAAAUCUGUCUACAUCAGUUUCUUUCAAUGGCCCUUGUGUAUAUAAUUGUUUAAAGUACCUCUGGAAACAAUUUCUAUUCUCAGCUGGGUUCUGUAUAUUCCUUCCUUCCACUUCUAAAUUUGUAACUGUAUUUAGUUUUUGUCUUUUUUUCAUUUGCCAAGCCAACAGUUUCCCACACUUAUUAGCCAACUCAAAUGUCUUUUGUCUCAUUUGUUUAAUUUUCCAUUCUAUCUCCUGAUUCGUCAUUUUCAUAUAUUGUACUUGAUAUAACUUUAAUUCUCUCAAAAUCUCUUGAGAUUUUGGUUUUAUUCUCAAUCUUUUUUCACUUUCCUUUAUUUUCUCCAAUAUUUUGUCCUUCUUCUCAUUCUGAGUUCUCUUCUUUAGUGCAUUCUGUUGUAUCAAGAACCCUCUCAUAACCGCCUUACUUGCGUCCCAGAUUACUCUUUUUUCCACAUUGGUGCUCAUAUUUAUCUCGAAAUAGUCUCUCAAGGUUUUCUGGGCCUUCUUAAGCACUUCUUCAUCUCUAAAUAAGGUGUCAUUCAUCCUCCAUCUAAAGGAACCAGUUGGCAUUAGUUUCAUUUCCAUCUUGACAGCAUUAUGGUCGGAGCAAGUUUUCGGGCAGAUUUCCACCUUUCUUGUCUUUGGUGCCAUUCCUCUAGUUAUCCAUAUUUGGUCAAUUCUUGUCCAUGUCAUUUUGGCUUCAGAAAAGAAGGUUCCCUCUUUAGCCAUGGGGUUUCUUAUUCUCCAGAUAUCAACUAGAUCCAAGUUGUCUGUCAUCUCAAAAAAGGUUUUCGGUAGUCUACCAUCCUUGGUGACUACCUGUCUUUGUGCCUUGUCCAUAUAUGUAGAUACCACUCCAUUCAUGUCUCCCAUCAAAAUCAUGUUAUAAUCCAUAUAGUCCAUCAAAGUCUCAUGCAACUUCUUAAAAAAGUAAGAUUUCCCCUCGUUUGGUGCGUAGAUCCCUACUAUCAAAAAUUUUUCUCCUUGUAUUUGAAUUUCAAUUGCCACAAAUCUUCCUUGGUCAUCUUUAAAAAUAAAUUUCGGUGAUAAUCUGUCCUUUGCAUAAAUCACAACUCCUCUUUUUUUUACUUUAUCCGAUGAGAUAAACUCCUGACCAAGUCUUUUAUUUAUCAAUAAUUUCCUGUGUAACCUUGUUAUAUGUGUUUCUUGUAGACAAAUCAAGUCCAAUUGUUCCUUUUUUAAUAAAUGAAACACAGAUUUCCUUUUCUGGGGAGAGUUCAAACCAUUACAGUUCCAACUUAGUAGUUGCAGGGCCAUGAUGUAGUUAUUUUGCUUCUCCUCCAACAGCACCCAGUGCCUGUUCCUGUUCCGUCGGUGGUAUCAGCUUUCUCAGGCGGUCUUUUAGUUCCAGAGAUAAUUCUGGUGUGUCUAAAGUUUCUCUUACGGUUGCUCUUAACUCUCCAGUUACUUUCUUUUGUAGAUCUUCUCCAUGGUCUCUCCAAAAUUUGUCUUUGUCGUCUUCUGAUCUUAUUUUUAUCUUCUUUCCUUUAUAGCUAAAGGAUAGGCCUUGAGGGAAUUCCCACCUAAAGAUAAUUUCGUUGCUUUUCAGCAAAAUGACCAAAUCUUUAUAGUUAGACCUGAGGUCCAGAAGAUAUUUCGGAAUAUCCUUGAAUAUCUCUACUUUUGACUGUUGUAUUUCCAAAGUCUUCUGGAAAUGCAAACUCAAAAUCUUGUCUCUCUCUUCUUUUGUUCGGAGGGUGAUCAAACAGUCUCUCACCCUGUUCUUUCUCCCUCCUUUUCCAAGUCUGAAAGCACUCACAAUCUUGAAACUGUCUUUCCCCAAAUCUGGAUUCCAACAAUCUAGAAAUUCCUGCGUGAGAAAUUCUACCAGACUGCCUUUCUCCACUUCAGGUACAGCCCUGACUCCUAAGUUCACUUGUUUCUCCUUCAAUUCGAUCAUAGACAGAAUUGACUUAUGAUCUUCAAUUUGUUUAUGUAGCGGUGGUAUCUUCUCUUCAACCACUGUAGCAGUAGCUGUAUCAAUUUCUUUAGCCUCCUCGGCAAUCUUACGUGUCGAAGCAGAUUCCUGUAAUAAUUUCUGAAUAGUUUCUGUAUUUGUGUUUACUUUUUGGCCCAAAUUGUUGAUGCUUGCCGUAUUUUGAUUAAUACUUGUCGUAUUUUGAUCAAUCUUAUCCGAUGCCUCGGCUACUUGUUUACUUAUUCUAUCCAAAGAUUCAUUAAUUUUAGCUAGAGCCUGAGCCAAGGUGUCGUCAGUUGCCAUACCUUUAGUUUUAGGUUGUGCCGAUAGGGCUACUGGAAUUCCAGGAGGGCCAGAUGUCGAAGCCCUCCUUUGCAAUCCACCGUCUGUACGAUAUACUCUGCCAGACCUUGUUGCUUGUGUCAAAUCUAUCUUCUCUUUCCCAUCUGCCAUAACCCUCAAGAUAAAACUCAAGGUCAGUCACACAGUCAGAGUCAAAGUUGUUUUGAAAUGGAAAGUUCCCAAGAAAUUGUUGUGGAAAAUUUCCUCAGGCCAAUUGCAGUUGUAACUAGUUCCAAUUCCACUAGGGGGACACUGUAACAGUCAUAAAGUUCUUAAAGUAAACUGUUUCUUCCUUUAAUCCCCCAAUUCACCAAAAAGACGACAUUCUAUCUCAAACUGUUACUUUGAAACCAGGAGAUACCUAUCAGCAAUAUUGUUACCAAGUUGUAUCUCAGAUGCAGAGCUAGCUGUCAAAAUACGUUCAGAGACAAUGCAGUCUCUGACAAGGCUUCUUACUGACACUGGGAGCCCGUUCCAGGGGAUUUUGAGCGGUGGGUUUUAUCUUCUCCUCCUCUCUUUUUUGUAGGGGAAUAACGUUCAGUCCUUCUCCCCCCUCCUUCCCCAAAUUGAGGGGGGGGAAUUCCAGUUUGGUGAUCGGAUUGUAAUCCUUUUACGCGUCUUUUAGAGCUUCCGCUUUCAAAUUCAAUGCUUUGUUCUGUUUACAAGAGCGGGAGGCAGACUUCCUAUUUAUACCUCUCCGCUUCGGUAGCCAAUUGUCUCAGAUUUGUAAAGUCCCUUUUGUUAGGAAGAUUUCCUACUCAUGGAUCGUUGUUUUCAAAGCCAAAUUGUCACAGGAAGAAAGGCAGAGCUCUCCGGCAACAGCUGCGCGGCUUCACUCCACAGAAGAAGCAGAUGACUCACAGCACAGCGCCACUUCCCCGCUCUGUUCCGGAGCCCAUUGUCGGGUUCCUUUGCAGAUUGGGGGGGCGCAGACAGUGCCCGCCGAGUCCCAGGGUCACAGGCUUCCCCCGCCUGUGAUUUAAAGGGUCCCCGCUGCGCCGUAGCGGUGUAGACCCGAUUUCUGUGGAGCAAAUUCCCUCAGAGAGUCAGAGGGAAUUCACCAUUACCGAUGGCUCCGCCUCCGGAAGACACAUUUCCAACAUUUGUUAUCGGGCAAAUGGUAGAUUUUUGCAAGCUUGACUGGGGUUAUGUACCACCUGUAUAUCAUUUUCAUAAUAUUCUCUCUUAAGGCAUUGCAUGCCGUAAACUUCAUACCUGUGGUCCAUAACUGUUCCCAGUCAGCCAUCAUUAUGUUAUGUCCAACGUCUUGUGCCCAUUUAAUCAUAGCAGAUUUCACCAUUUCAUCCUGAUUAUUCCAUUUCAACAGCAAGUUAUACAUCUUUGACAAAAUCUUGGUUUUGGGUUCUAACAAUUCUGUUUCUAAUUUUGAUUUUUCCACCUGGAAACCAAUUUUCUUAUCCAAAUUGUAUGCCUCCAUUAGCUGAUAAUAAUGAAGCCAGUCUCGCACUUUGUUUUUUAGUUUUUCAAAACUCUGCAAUUUCAAUCUAUCUCCAUCUUGUUCCAAAAUUUCCCAAUAUUUCGGCCAUUUGACCUCCAUAUUGAGCUUUUCUGAGCUUUCGCUCCAUCGGUGACAGCCACCUUGGGAUUUUAUUUUCCAAUAAGUCCUUAUAUCUUAUCCAAACAUUAAACAAUGCUUUCCUGACAAUAUGGUUUUUAAAUGCUUUAUGUGCUUUGACCUUAUCAUACCACAGAUAUGCAUGCCAUCCAAAUACAUUGUUAAAACCUUCUAGAUCCAAAAUGUCAGUGUUUUCAAGAAGCAGCCAUUCUUUCAACCAGCAAAAAGCUGCUGAUUCAUAAUAAAGUUUAAGGUCUGGCAGGGCAAAUCCACCUCUUUCCUUUGCAUCUGUUAGUAUUUUAAAUUUUAUUCUAGGCUUCUUGCCCUGCCAAACGAAUCUAGAAAUAUCUCUCUGCCACCUCUUGAAACAGUCCAUUUUGUCCACAAUUUGCAAUGUUUGAAACAAAAACAACAUUCUAGGCAAUACAUUCAUUUUACCGCAGCAAUACGACCCAGCAGUGAAAGCUUCAAAUUUGACCAAAUUUCUAAAUCUUUUUUCACUUCAGCCCAGCAUUUUUCAUAGUUGUCUUUAAAUAGAUUCCCAUUUUUUGCUGUCAUGUUAAUCCCCAGGUAUUUAACUUUCUUAACCACUGUUAAACCUGUCUCAUUCUGAAACCUCUCUCUCUCCAUUGGUGUAAAGUUUUUCUCUAAAACCUUGGUUUUUAACUUAUUCAAUUUAAAUCCUGCAACUUGACCAAAUUCUUGAAUCAGUUCUAAAACCCUUUUGGUACUAGAUUCUGGCUCCUGUAACGUCAAUACUAAGUCAUCUGCAAAUGCUCUCAAUUUGUACUGUUUAGCUCCGACCUGUAUACCUUUAACCAACUGGUCCCUUCUUAUGAUAUUCAGCAGAACCUCCAGGACCGAUAUAAAAAGCAAUGGGGAGAUUGGGCAACCUUGUCGUGUCCCUUUUUCUAUCUUAAAUUCUUCCAUCACCACAUUAUUUACAAUUAAUUUAGACUUUUGUUCAGAAUAUAUUGCACUCAUACCAUUUUCAAAACCUUGGCCUACCCCCAUACCCUGUAGGUUUUUUUUCAUAAAAGUCCAAGAAAUAUUGUCAAAAGCUUUCUCCGCGUCCACAAAUAUUAAAACUGCCUUAGUAUUUAUAUUCACUUGUAAUUUUUCUAAAAUAUUAAUUAUGUUUCUCACAUUAUCAGAUAGAUGUCUUCCUGGGAGAAAGCCUGCUUGGUCCUUAUGUAUCUCUUCCACUAACACUCUUUUUAGUCUUUUAGCCAAAAUAUCUGCAAAAAUUUUGUAAUCCACAUUAAGGGGUUUAUGGACAAUUGGAUUUCUUCCCUAUCUUUUAUUAUCUAUGGACUGAACUGGAUCAUGCUAAAAGGACUUCAAGAUUAAUUUAAUUGGAAGUAUUUAUCUUUGGCUGAAUGGAGGGUUGAAAGGAAUCUACUUGCGGGCUUGCUGAGAAGUUGAUACGGUUCAUUAAUGAGGUUUUUUAUAAGUAUUUUUAUUAAACAGUUUCAAUAUAACAAAUUAUCAAUCCAAGUCAUCAAAUAGAUUAUUUUCCCCCUUUCCCCCCUCCAUCCCUCCCUCUCCCCCCCCACCAAUGACUUCCCUCAGCUCCCCUUUCUGAUUUCUCUGCCCGUAUUGUUCUCUGCAUGUUAUAAAUUUGUACAUAUCCUUGCCUUAUCUAUCGUGUAUUAAAGCAAUAAAUUGGUGGAUGUUUAUUCAAAACCUGCCAAGGACUCCAGUUCAUUUUGUUGUCCUUUUAGGUAAUUUGUAAAAAGUUCCCAUUCUUCCUUAAAGUCACAGUUGUCCUUAUCACACAGUUUAUAUAUCAAUUUAGCCAAUCCCGCAUAACUCAUCAGUUUUUCUUGCCACUGUUCUUUUGUUGGGAUUUCCUCAUUCUUCCAUCCUUGUGCUAGCAAGACUCUUGCCGCUGUUGUAGCAUACGUAAAUAAGUUCUUUGUUUUUCUUGGCAGGUCUUGUCCUACAAUCCCUAACAAAAAUGCGUCUGGGUUUUUUUACAAAUGUCAUUUUAAACAUUUUUUUCAAUUCAUUAUAUAUCAUUUCCUAAAAUUUUUUAACUUCUCUACAUUCCCACAUUUGAUAAAAAGUCCAUUAAUGAGUUAUUUGAAGUUCGACAGAUCACUCUCCUUCCCAGGCCGAGAGGGAAAAUGGCAAACCCAGGAUAUUUCUUGAGUCAGUGUGAUUUUUGCAGUUGCUGUUAAAGUUGCAAAACAAUGAAGCACGGGACAGAACAAUGGAGAACUUCUGAAACAACAAUGGGAUAUUAGCUCCGCCCAAGGCAGAAAAGAUAGACAUAAUAUUGUACAAGGACAGGAAAAGACAUCACAGACAUCAAUUCUUGCAUGCAGGGGACCACCUAAAUUAUAUAGUUUGGCAUCUGAAUGAUAAUUGUAUUCUAAUUUAGCACUCGUUUCAUUCCCCUUGAAAGAGUGCAAUCCAAAUUCCUCAGAGCCCUUCUACAAGUUCCUAGAUGCGUUUCAAAUGCAUGGGUCAGACUAGAAACAGGGAUGAUGAAAGUCAGAAACAGGGAUGAUGAAAGUCAAAGUAUGAGCUGAUAUGUCUGACAUCAAUAUAUAAGUGGCUAACUCUGAAACUGCUUCCCCGAGGAAUAGCCCAAGUUUCAGUCUGGCUGGCAGACAGCAGUCUUAAACACUCUUCAGAAACUGGGCCUUGCUCCCCAAACCCUCAUAACUGUGGGCCUGAGCCAAGCUAGAUCUGUGGUUAGGCAAAGAAUCAUGGACAUAGAGAGACAACAGGACUGUACAAGGGUCCCCGAUUAUAAAAUCAUAGAAAACGGGAAAUACGUAGCCGCUCCAGCAACAUAUCUCUAUUUCCUCGCAUCCACAAACGCAAGAAGGGCUUUCACUCUUGCUAUUAGGGGAAAUAGGAAGCCUUGAACAUAUUUUUUUUAAUGUCCUUUUUAUGUUGAGAUUUGUAGAGACACCAUUGAUCCUUUCCUGAAGAAGCUCGCCAAUCUUUCAGACAAGUCUAAACUUAAUUCUCUCCUCUUAGGCAAAGAUCAUAAGACGACCUGGCUGGUGGCCAGAUUCUGCGCCCAGAUUUGUAGGCACAGAUCAUCCUCUAGAAUAAAAUAGCUUACUAGGGAAAUGCUGAAGUCGCCCUUUGAGGUGCCUCAGGGUCAAUUUUUUUAUGGUAGCUCAAAUCUCAGUUGUACUGUGUAUGUAUAUAUCUCAAUUUUAACUCAUGAGCUAUUGCUGCAAUCUGCUCCGAUUGCAUGUUUUAUCUUUAUGAACGCUGUUUUUAUUGUGUUGUGUUGUGUUAUGUUAUGUUAUGUGAGCUGGUCUUUGACCGUAAUAAAUUAUUUAUCUAUCUAUCUAUCUUCUAGAUGCCGGGAACCAAGGUGGACUUAGAAACUCUUUCCACCACUGAUAGAUAGAUAAAUAAUUUAUUACGGUCAAAGACCAGCUCACAUAAUAUAACAUAACAAACACAAUAAAAAGAGCGGAGUGCUUUCGUUGCCAGAAAAUAGGAGGGUGCCUUUUGAUGGCACAACUCUCCCAAAACCACACAGAUGUUUCAAGAAGUGUUAUUAAGAAUUUGUGGAGCAUCCUAGUCCCGAAUGCAGUUAACAAAGUCCCUGUUCAUUUCAAAGGGAAUUACAUUUCUGUCUAAAGAAAAGUUAGCUUCCCAAUUGACGUCGUUUCUCUUCUCUUUCCUUCUCUGUCCCCACAGAAAACGUAACUUUGGAUCCAGACACAGCUCAACCCUACCUCUACCUUUCUGUGGAUUAAAAGAGUGUGAGACAGGGAGAAGUACGUCAAUACCUGCCAGACAAACCUGAGAGAUUUGACAUACAAACCUAUGUGCUGGGAUGUGAGGGUUUCACAUCAGGCAGACAUUUCUGGGAGGUCACUGUGGGAAGAGAGGAAGAAUGGAGGGUGGGGGUGGCCAGAAAGUCUGUGAAGAAGAAGGGCGAUUUCUCUUUUGAUCCUACAGAAGGGAUCUGGGGUUUGGGAAAGUGGGGCGGUGGGUACAAGUUCCGCUCUCCCUGUAAGACCCUUGUUCCAGGUGAAGAGCCCGAGAGGAUCCGAGUGGCCCUGAACUGUGAAGGGGGACGGGUGUCCUUUUAUGAUGCUGAUAGAGCUGUCCUCCUCCACUCAUUCUCAGCAGCCUCCUUCUCAGGAGAGACCCUCCAGCCCUUGUUUUAUGUGUCUGCCAAAGGUCACUUGACAAUCUCUGAGUGUAGAGACCGACAAGCAGAUACUCAUCACCAGAUUUCCUAUUAUUAUUAUUAUUAUUAUUAUUAUUAUAUUUGGAAUAAUCUUAUUUUGGAUGGUUUUUAUUAGUUUUCAUUUACAAUAAUCCAAUAAUAGCCUCAUUAUAACAGUGCUAAAUUAUAAUACAAUUAUUAACACCAAUCAUUCAGAAAGGUGGGUGUGAGACAGUGGCGUUAGAUCAAGGAUUUCGUGUUUAGCGUGCAAACUAUGACCUUUGAGUGGGGCACACUUUUUAAAUAUUAUUAUAAUAAUACCCCACCCACCUGCUGGGUUUCCUCAGCCAUUCUAGGUGGCUUACAACAUAUCUAGAAACAUCAUAAAAAACAUCAAGUAUUACAAAACCUCCCAAAACAGGAGUUUUUUCCUAUGGAAAGGACCUAAAAUUAGGAGCAUUGCAGCAUUUGGCACAUGGCAAAAUUAAUCGGAAUCCCACAAAAUCCAGUGUGAAGAGAAGUCCUUCCUUUUGUCUGCCCUGACUCUCCCUCCUUUCAACUUCACUGGGUCUUCACAGCCGAUUAAAAAGGACCCAGUCAUGGUUUUGAUUAUGAAGGACCCAAUUUUCUCAUAUUGCUAAAAAAGUGUUCACCUAGGGUGGGUCCCAGUGUUUUUUCACAUUAUCAGUGAGGCUGGCGAUUUUGUCCAAACUCACUAAAAAUAGGCACCGUGAUGGAGAGUUGGGCUGCUUCUCCUCUUUACAUUGAGGCUAAGAGCUGGAAAUGGAGCAAUUUGUGGGGGAAAUGGAGUUAGGAUUCAUUCAUCAGUUUUCAAAGUAGUCUGAGGCUCACAUGAAGUUGGGAAAACACAACCUCACUUCCCUCCAGCUCUCACUGGAAAUGGUUCCUUAAACGAGCAGCCGCCGAGCAUUCCUUUUAAAAUAAAUUAAUUAAUUUCCUGUAUACGAAAGAGGCUCUCUGCUCCAGCUAACUCCACAGCUCCAUAUCAGCAGACAUCUGGACGCAUUGAGUCUGAAUUUCCUGGAAAGGAAACACACCCAUUUGCAGAAGGAAAAGCGAAAACGAGACCAACUCUCUCUCCCUGGGGCGGUGGCCGUGGCUGCUUCUGGGAGUCCCGUCCGGGAUCUCUGCGAGGAAGCCACUUGCUCCAUCUGCCUGGAGUAUUUCAGGGAUCCAGUGAUCAUCCCGGAGUGUGGGCACAACUUCUGCAGGUCCUGCCUGACCCAGUAUUGGGGGAAAUCCGAGGGAGAGGCUUCCUGCCCUCAGUGCAGGAAAACAGUGAAGCAAGGCAGCGUCAGGCCAAACCAGCAGCUGGCAAGUUUUGUGGAAAUAACCCAGAAAUUCAGCCUUCUGGGCGGAAAAAUGGAGGCCAAAGGAAAGGGGAGAGUUUGUGAGAAGCACCAGGAGCCCCUGAAGCUGUUCUGCAAGGAGGAAGAAGCCCCCAUCUGUGUUGUGUGUGACAGAUCCAAGGAGCACAAAAGCCACGAGGUGGUUCCUAUAGAGGAGGCGUCCCUGGAGUAUAAGGUAGGAAAACACUCUGGAUCAGUGGCGGAGCGUUCCUUGCUGGUGCCUUGGGCGUGCUGCAUCCCAUGGGGACACAUUGUGCCGGUGGAGCUAUCCCAAGUAACUGGAGCUAAGAGGGGGGGCAUUACACCGCCUGCUCGGCCAUGCAGUGGGGAGCUCGGCCAGCCAACGUGGCGGAUGCUGCCCUGCUUUGAGGGGUGCAAGUCUCACGGUGCACUGCGAACCUAACACCGCUUUCGGAGAUUUGCAAAAGCUGUGUGCGGCUGGCAGGGUGCCAGCCUGUUAGUCCUUCAGAUGGAAGACGUUGCGCGAAGGACACAACAGCUCACGACAGGCGCCCCCCAGGCUGGCCCAUGCUACGCCUCUGCUCUGGAUUUGCUUGGGGGAUGGAAUAGCCAGGCCUGCAAGAUCAUAGAAUCUUAGAGGUGGAAGGGACCCAAGGGUCAUCUAGUCCAACCCCCUGCAAGGCAGGAAGGAUGCCAAGAUACUCUUGAAAUAAUGUAUUCUCCCCACCCCCUCUAGCAGGAGCGUUUGUGCAGCCCUGUGAAACUUAAAACUUCUGAAAGCAUAUGAUUCAGUUGCCUGACAUUAUGUAUACUAAAAUGCCGAAAAAAGAUAGAGAAAAAGCAACCUAGUUGGAAUUUUCUUUUCUUUUCAGGAUCAGAUCAGCAGCUGCCUGGACAAUGUGAGGAAGGAGAGAGAGAAAAUUCUGGUGUUUAAAGCAGAUGCAGAAAAGGAAAGCCAAGACCUGCUUGUAAGCAUCACUGUUACUUGGAAGUGAAUAAGUGCUGUAGUCUAGAAUCCAUAUCUGGGGGGGAAUGAAUAUGGAAUAUAGAAACAGGUGUUUUUUUUAACAACCUGAUCACCCACAGGGCAUGAAAGACCAUUUGAAGGUGGGGGUGGGCUUGUAAAUUUUUAUGAAACCCUUUUCCUGCUGGAGUGAUCUCUCUAAAAUGGCAGACUUGCCCUUCCAAGUGAAUUCUGAUAACUGGUCUCUUCAUCCUGCAACAUUGGACUAUAUGCCUGAUAUGUUCUCUUUCUUUUUCUGUUUUUUUCUGGUGCAGAAGCAAAUGAAAGCAGAGAGGGGAAAGAUGGUGGCUGAGAUCAGGCGACUGCAUCAGUUUCUGGAAGAACAGGAGAAACUUCUUUUGGUUCAGAUGGCAGAAGUGGAGAAGGAGAUUGCAGCCAAAAGGGAGGAGCAGCUGGCCAGACUCUCCAGGGAACUCUCCUCUCUUGAAUGCGCCAUCUGGGAGAUGGAGGAGAAGCUUCAGGAACCAGCCAGUGAACUCCUGCAGGUGAGGCCUCAUCCUGAUGCGAGAGGGUGGAGUGGGCUGCUUCAGACUACAGGCAUUUCUUAGUCCUUCCCCACAUAAAAAUACUGUUGUCAGAGAAACAAGCAGUAUAUGAAUGGUUAAAGGUGUCAGCAUAGGAGCCAACUCUGAGGGGCUGAGGUCCCUUGGACACCCCAAUAAAAUAUUUGAGGAGGCCAGCCCCCCCCAAACUAAUGGACAUUUCUUUUGAAUUGGAGUGUGGUUCUGCAUCUUGUGAUUGAUUAUGUGGGGCGUGGCUUACCUUCUCCUCCCCCCCAAUAUUUUGUUCACGUCGUCACCCCUGUGUUGCAAAUUCUUUGCGGCGCUUUAGCAAAAAUGCUCAGAGUUCCAGGUUCUUCAGUGCAGUGUUAUUUAUUGUGAGCUUUAUAUACAAAGAUCUACAGAAGCAGUUCAUACAGUCAGACAGAGUACCUGGCUGCACCUCAAGGCAAAUAGGAAGACUCUUUCUCUCUGACUACACUCCUCUACACCACCAACAUUACUGCUGGACAGGCUUCCCUUUUAAACCGAUGACAGCCAAUCAGCUGUCAGCACAUUACUGCUGAGUCAUUCUGACUCAGCACCUCCAUAGAAAGUAUUGCAUCAACUAGCAAAAUCAAGCCUGCAGACUUACUUACACAGCAUUCUGUGAAUCCGGACACCCUGAGCCCCCAGGGUAGGCAAGAAGGGCCCUGCUAAGUCAAACCUCAGGCCCUUUCCAUCCAGCAUCCUGUUCUCACAUUGGCCAACCAGAGGUCUCUGGGAAGCCCACAAGCCAAUAGAACGCUGUAAUAAUGAUGUUGUUGUUAAAAAAAUAAAUUAUUUUAUUUUAUUUUAAUUCAAUUCCAAUAGAGGCCACAUUAUCAUAAUGCCAAUUAAAAAACAACAACCAAUUAUUCAUAAGCCAAAUUAAAACAGUUUUUCAUGACUUCCCAUGCUCUGGAUUUCAGGAUGCAAAUGAUCUUAUUUCUUACUGCUUUCAUAAUCUUGAUUAAUCCAAUUACCACCAUUCCUAUCUUAGUCCAUUAUUUGACAGCCACAGGUUUCUUGACUUUCAUUCAUUGUUACAAACUUACUAACUUUUAUGUUUACAAAGAGGAGUUUAUGUCCAGUAAGUUCCCUGUGUGAGAUAUUAAUCUUCCAGCUAUUCUUUUUCCUGAUGUAUUCCAGUCUUAAAACACACCUUCAUUUCCACAGUUUCUCUUUCUCUUCUGGUCUUACUCUCCGAGGUUAAUUUCCUCUGCGUCAGUCAGGGCUACGGUAGAUUAAAGGGCACUAACUUUAAUUGCGCUUCAGUGGAAAUUCGGUGCAGUCAAUCAUAUAUACAUUCUCACACAGAAUAGAGCUCUGUAUUCAAUUAACCUUUACUCAGAGUAGACUGAUUGAAAUUAAUGGCUUAAUUAGCUUCAUUAAUUUCAGUGUAUCUGAGUAAAAGUGAGUUGGAUACAACCGAUAACCUUCUGCCUCCAACACAGGCAUUCCAAAUUGGCACUUUGUAGCGAAUAACAUAAAGGGUUGAAUUUUUGUGUGUAUUUUGUUGGUGUGUAAGCAUAAUAAAGCAAAAUAAUAAUAAACAAAAACAAAUUGGUGUUACAUGACGUUUUCAUUCAGAUGCUGUCUUGGGUCCAGCCAGAGAGAGGGUGACCUAUUAUUAUUAUUAUUAUUAUUAUUAUUAUUAUUAUUAUUUUGUAUACCGCCCUAUACCCACAGGUCUCAGGGUGGUUCAUAGGAUAUGAUUAGGUGUGGGAUGUACAAACCAGUGAACUGACUGGUCGCAGGUGAACAUGGAACCAGCAUGCAUUGCAGGGCAAAAUGGCAGAUCAGGGAGGUGGGAUUGAAUCUCUCAGGUGUUUGGGGGACUUGGUCAAAGGGAAGAAAGGGACCUUUUAUUAGUCAUCACUGGAGUGGCUGACUUUUGUCAUCUGAUGGUUAUUCCAAAAUUAUGUGGCACUGUGUAUUUUAUUGGGGGUCUUUUGUUUUGUGCUUGGCUAACCUCUCUCUGCUUCAGCUGCUUAGUAUUUAUAACUGACUGCAAGGCUCUGUGCAGAAAUGGCUCCACGGAUAUCUUUUUCUUUCCUUCCUUCCAGGAUAUCAGAAGCUUCUUGCAGAGGUAAGUGAUGGAAAAGUGCUUUAAGAUACUGUAUUGGAAAAGUUCCUGUUUUACGGGUGAGAACCUCACCUUCCAGUUCCUCCUUUCAGAGAUUGCUUAGGACUCCAUCGUCCAUUCACAAAAUCACAGACAAAAGUAGGGACACAUUUUUGUGGUAGUUUGUAGCUACAAACACAGACAGGAAGCCGUUCCCAUUGCAUAUCUCUGAAGGCCCUUCUCUGUGAUAGAUUCAUUUACUCUGCAAUUGAUAUAAAAAGGGGAGACAUCACAAAGGGGCUUGUAAACAUAUUCACUAUAACUUACCCUUAAAUAUCCAGUGUAUUUCAGGCUCUUGCUGGUUCUUUCCCAGACAUAAGAACAUGAGAAAGGGCCCUGCUGGAUCCGGCCAGUGGACCAUCUCAUCCAGCAUCCUGUUUUCACAAUGAUUAACCAGAUGCCAGUGGGAAACCAAUGGGCAGGAUCUGAGCCCCAGAGGACACUCCCCUCCUGAGGUUUCAGAGGCACCACUGCCUUUGACCCAGCCAUCGUGAAGAGUAGCCGCUGAGAGCCUUGUCCCCAAACAACUUUAUAUUUUGAAAAUCUUCCAUGUUUAGAAAAUACUGCUUUAAUUUCUAAUAUUUUCUGCAUUUAAAAAAUAUAACCACUGUGCUACAACACAUUUUGGACGCAGGUGGCGCUGUGGUUUAAACCACAGAGCCUUGGGCUUGCCGAUCAGGUCUGCAGUUUGAAUCCCCACAACGGGGUGAGCUCCCAUUGCUCAGUCCCUGCUCCUGCCAACCUAGCAGUUCGAAAACACGUCAAAAGUGCAAGUAGAUAAAUAGGUACCGCUCCAGCGGGAAGGUAAAUGGCGUUUCUGUGCACUGCUCUGGUUCACCAGAAGUGGCUUAGUCAUGCUAGCUACAUGACCCGGAAGCUGUAUGCUGGCUCCCUCGGCCAAUAAAGUGAGAUGAGUGCCGCAACCUCAGAGUCGUCCGCGACUGGAGUAAACGAUCAGGGGUCCCUUUACCUUUACAAUACAUUUAUAAUGUUAAUUGCAAAAGCCAUUCUAAAGCAUUCUGCACUUCCUUUUAUUUCAGAAAUGCACAUACCAGAUGUAUUUUGUUUUGCCCUUAAUCACUUGAAAUGCUUCACUAAAACUGAUGUAGUCCUAAAAUCUCUGCGUAAGGACCCAUUAUUGUUCACUUUUUUCAAAAAAAUAGUUUGCAUAUAUCAGCUUCUUUACCUUCAAUCUCAUAUUCCUAUAUUUCCUUCAGUAUAUUUUAGUUUUCCUUCAACUCGUUAGGUCUCUAGAUCCACACAUCAUCCACAUUCUUGCCAUAGGAAAACCCUGCUUCCCAAGUCUUCAUUAUGCGUUUAUCAUCAGGAUGAGACAUCUGCCUUGUCAGAAAGCUCCUUGCAUUGGAAGGAUGGUGGCUUGACUUUGUUCUCCUCCUCCCAGGUCUCAGGAGAAGGAGAACUUAGAGGAUCCUCCUGUGGCUUUUCCUCCUUUCCUGAAGUGGAGGAACUGGGACUUCUGUGAUAUGAAUCUCUUCCUGGAAAGUGUCAUGAAGAAAUUCAGAGGUAGUAAAGAAGGGCUGAAAGUAUUUUAUACUGGAUGUUUAGAAGUGUUCAUGACAAACUCCAAGUCAUAGGGAAUAUUAGCCAAGCCAGGAAAAUAGAAGGUUUAUUUAUUUAUUCUCUUUCAAUAUCUAGAAGCCGCACUUUCAUAUGUAGAUGAUUGAUUUUACUGAAAGGGGAUGGUAAACACUUCUUGCUGGGCUCUGGAAGCUCCUGCGAGAUCUUUGGGGAGCCUCCCACAUUCCAGUCAGCAAGGUAAAGGGCUUGAAAGCUCCUGCCACGAAGUGUUUAGCCACCACGCAAAUCACUUUUAAGCCAUCCUCCUUGCUUACUGGGCUCUGAGAGUCUCCUGCGAGAUCUCAAGGGACCGUUUUGAGAUCUCUGGUGGCAGGGGUGAUUCCGGUGGUCAUUCUAACUUUGCACGAUCUGCCUUUAUGCACAAUCCCCAAGAAUGUAACCCUCCCUUAAGUUGCGGGUUGCCUGUAAAAAGUUGUCCUUGACCUCUUCACAUCUCUCAGCCAGGCUUUGGGUGCUUUCACGCAUCUCACCCAUUUCCCAGGUAGCCUCACCUACAGAUUUUUGGGCAUCUCCUCUGUUCCUUUGGCCCUGGGAUUGAUGUAAGGGGGGCAGAAGGAGGGAAGGAGGGGGGCUGUCCAGGAGCCAGCCAGGAGCAGAGGGGGCUGGGGCUGAGGCCUCCCAUCCUGGAACAGGGGUGUCUGGAUCUUGUUGUUGAUGGGGAGAUCUUCUGAGGAUCCUGCUCCUCCUCCCAAGAUUUGGGCAGGCCUGAACCUUCACAUCACCCCUGCCCUGUUCAUGCAGGGAUAGUUUUAACUGCAAAUCCCAUAAUCUCCGGCUGGCAUGGCCAGUGGUUAGGGAUGAUGGGACUUGCAGUCCACAAUACCUGGCUGCUAUCUAAUGAGCUCAUAUUGUUUUUUCUAGGUUUGUUAUCUGAAUGAUGGUGUGAUGCUAAAUCUCUGUUCCUCUUUCUUUUCCAGACACUGUGGAAUAUGGACUGCAGCUGCGAAAAGGUAAAUAUAAUAAUAAUAAUAAUAAUAAUAAUAAUAAUAAUAAUAAUAUAAUAAUAAUAAUAAUAAUAAUAAUAAUAAUAAUAAUAAUAAUAAUAUAAUAUUCAUACCCUGCCCAUCUGGCUGGGUUUGCCAAGCCAUUUCCGCAGGCACGAAUUUGGGAGAGAUGGGAUCUGCUUCUCAAAAGACCAGGCCACUGCAGCUCUUCCAUCCAUAUCGUAUUUUCCCUUAGGGCUAGAGGGGCUCUUGGCCUGAUCCUGCAGACUCUUAGGAAGCCCCCAGCCCAGGAUGGCUGGCUUUUCUGUGCUGAAUCUCACUAAGACACAGGGGUGGUGUGAAGCCAAAGGCUCCCGGCACAUGAGUGGGAAAUAUCCUGAAAUAUACUCAGAGUCGCAAAGUGAUUUCAUGCUCUUUAUUCAGCUCAUAGUGGUGAGGAGGAAUGAAUUAAUGUCCCCUCAAAGUAUCUGCUUUAUAUACAUUAUUUACACAAUGGGCUGCACAUGAUUGGCUAAUUCCGGAAUUCCACUGUACGCCAAUCAGGUUGUGGAUUCACUUCUAUCUGGAGCAUGAUUGGGUGGUUCCUGCCAACCAAUCAUACUACUGCAUUGUUCUAGGACCAAUCAGACUGCUGCAUUCUGAAUCCUAUUGUUCUAGGACCAAUCAGACUGCUGCAUUUUGGAUCCUAUUGUUCUAGGACCAAUCAGACUGCUGCAGUUUGGAUCCUAUUCAACUCAGUACAUAACAAUCCCUUUGAGCCAUACAAGAUCCCCACCCCUUUUAGGAGAGUUUAUGUAAGAGUAAGGUGUAAGAGUGGGAAAAUUAAGAUACGGAUACACUCAUACCCCUUCCAAUCUGCGCCCCAUGCCGAGGGACGAGGGUAGGGUGAGCAAGGAUUACUCACCUCCGUUACUGGUGUUGUGCAAUGCCAGGUCUAUAGGCAACAAAACCGCCACCCUGUGAAAUUUCUUUACCUCGCAGGGGGUCGACCUGGCUUGUGUGACGGAGACCUGGGUGUGCGAAGGGGAAACAGUUACCUUACGAGAGAUGGUGCCCCUGGGUUUCUCCAUCCUCCACCAGUUGUGGACCGUGGGCCAGGGGGAAGGGGUGGCAUUGUUAAUCCAGGAAGAUUGUUCUUUCAGGGCUCUGCCAUCACCAUCGGUCCCUGGCUUUGAAUGUGUCGGCCUAGGGUGGGGUUCUGAGGAGAGCUUGGCUGUCUGGCUGGUGUACUGGCCACCUAGUGCACCAGCAGCCACCCUGUCAGGCACAGUUUGACCCCCUCUCUCCUUCUGUAAUCCUCAUAGAACUCUAGUCCAAUGGUUGCCAUUAAUUUGAUUCUGAUUUGAUUUUAGAAUGUAUUUCAAUUAAUUGACUGUGAUUUUAUGUAAACUGUGCUAUUUUUACUGUUGUUAGCCGCUCUGAGCCCGGCUUUGGCUGGGGAGGGCGGGAUAUAAAUAAAAUUUUAUUUGUUUAUUAUUUAUUUAAAUGCAUGAAUACAAAUAGCUCUGAAAAUGGCUGCAACAACCUUUGGGAGCUAGAAGGUAAGUGGGUUCUGGUGUCAGUGGAGGGAGCUGGGGGCUGCCUGAGUGUGGACUGCUGAGAUAAGAUGGCGCCCAGCACACUUCCCCUGUGCCUUUGGACGCUUGUGCCGAUAGGAAAAACUUGAACUCUUAGCAGAGUUCUGCAGCGGUAGAAAGUGUUGCCUUGUGUGUGGAUAAUAAAUCAGACUGAACGCAGGCUUCUUGCUAAUCUCUAACAGCCUUUAAUGAGAAGAAAAACAUGAUAAAUCAGCCCGGCGAGAGAGCGGACAUUCUUUCGUCUCUCAGCCAAAAACGAAAGGAAACUCACACACAAAGAAAGAUUCCUGUAUGUGAACAUAACCAUGCCUCAGAAUGUGAGACGUCACACAGAACUGUUUAACCCUGUAAGUUCUGAUUCUCCUCACAUGGACUCCAGGGGUCCGGCUUCCCUGCAAGAUGGGGGUCUUCCCUCGGCUUUUGUAUUGGAGGGGAGACAUGAUGUCUCUGCUUCAACAUGUUGGCAGACUAGAGAAACCUGAGUAAACUUAAAAGAGCAGGGCAGAAUUGCACCACAGACCAGGGGAAAAGGCUCAAUGGGAAGACAGAAGUCCAGUCCGGCCUGAUCCUGGACACCACAAAAAUGGAAUCGUAAGAGCUGGAAAUGGUGCAGCAGAUGGCAGCAUAAAGGAAACUCUUACUUGUCUAAAAGAACCCUAGAAUAUAAUUUUAAAUAUAACAGCAGUGAGUAAAAUGCAUAAAGGCUUAUAAAUACAACAAUGAACUAGAAAAACCCCUUACGUUUCACAGAAAAAAAUUGACUAAUAGCACUGGCAACAUCCAACGUCACAUUUAAUUUCCAAAGGCCUCUGUACAAAUGUGUGUCUUUAAAAAGAAAUCACAUGACUAACUUUCCAUAACGGGGGGGGGGGGGGCUGCAGAGCAGAUCUUCUUUCUAAUGUCCGUCAGCCUGACCAAUUAAAAAAAAAAAAUCAAUUAUAAUAAUAGCCUCAUUAUAACAAUACCAAAUUAUUAUACAAUUCUAAUGUAAGUCACUCAAAUACCAAACUAUAUAACUUAUUUGAGGUGCUAGAAUUGAUGAUUUUCUUUAUUUCUGUGUUCCAAAAUCUUAUUGAUUUCAAUGACAUUCCAGUCAUCAUCAUAAUCCCUUCUACAACAGCUGGAAUAUUUAUAACUUCUAUUCGUGUUGACACAUUAAAUGACCAAUUUUUAAAUGAAUUUCUCAUGAUGCUUCCACUCCAUAAAUGGGAGGAACAGUGAAGAAAAAGAGAAUCAUACAACCAAUCAGGUCUGUGGAGCCAGGAUGGGGUCUUUGCAUUGAAGGUGACGGGUGGGAAUGGCACUUCCUAGGUUUAACUGGGUUUGGCUUUAAUAAAGGCCCCUUGUCUUGGGAUUGCAAUAAUAAAUGCAUUAAAACAAGUCAUAGCGAAAGGAAGCAACUAUGUAAUAGAUGCCAAUUUAAAGGACAGAACUAUCAAUUUUCUGCAUUGCUCUAACCAAACACAAGAGAUAAUCAUGUUUGUUCUUGCUUGACCGCUCAUGUCAAGAAUCCCAAGCAAGACAUUUUAGACAGGGAGUGUCAAUCAGAGCACAGAAAUACCUUUUUAGGUAUUGUUGUUCUUUUUAUAAUCUAUCUACAUUAAAUAUGCAACCAAAUCUUGAAUGGUGGUUACAAGGAGGCUGAGAGCACCUGCUGCCAGUUUUACCUGAUCUCAGUGAGCAUGGGCAGGAGGAGCAGCUACGCUAAGACCAGACCAUGUCAUUAUCGCGGAGGCAGGUUUAGUCGUUGUCUGAGGACUAUCCCUGCCUCUGGGUCUGGUCCUGACCGGAAGGAUACUGGAAUCAGCAAGGGAAACCCACAUGGCCUGAAAGUGUUUCUGUGCAAUGCCAGGUCAAUGAUGAAUAAGACCACUGCCAUCCACGACCUGAUUGUGGAUGGAGGAUUUGACCUGGCAUGUGUGACAGAGACUUGGUUGGAUGAAGCAGAUGGGCCUGUCCUUGCCGCUGCUUGCCCACCAGGUUUCUCUUAUGCACAGCAACCCAGGCCUUGUGGGCGGGGGGGUUGCAGUGAUUUUUAGGAAGUCAUUAGUUUGCACCAGGCGUCCUAUUGGGAAGACCCAGUUCUCUGAGUGCAUGUUCUGGAAGGUGGGCAAUAGGGGCAGUACAGGAUUCCUUUUGGUGUACCGACCUCCCCGCUGCACCAAGGAUUCCCUGCCCAAGCUGCUUCAGGUCGUGGCGGAUGUUCUCCUGGAGACACCUAGCUUGGUCGUCCUAGGGGAUUUUAACAUCCAUGCCGACACGACCUUACAAGGGGCCGCUCGGGACUUCGUGGAAAGCAUGGCCUCCAUGGGGCUGUCCCUGAAUAAGUUUGGCCCAGCUCAUAGCCGUGGACAUGCCUUGGACCUGGUGUUCACCUCUAUGGAUGUUGGUGAUCUGACAUUAAGUAAAAGUGAAACAAAAGAAGUGCCAUGGUCAGAUCACUUCCUGGUGCAACUGGACUUCUCUGUGACCCUUCCCCUCUGCAGGGAGGUGGGACCGAUUCGGAUGGUCCGCUCCCGCCACUUAAUGGAUCCAAAUGGUUUCCAGAGAGUGGUAGGGGAUGCUUUAUCCCAUGUUGAUGGCCUUUCAGCUGAUUCCCUGGUGACCCGCUGGAAUACGGAGUUAACCAGGGCUAUUGACUGACUGGCUCCGAAGCGCCCUCUCCGAUUGCAUGGAGCCUGGACAGCCCCAUGGUUUCCCCCGGAGCUGAGGGUGAUGAAACAAUCGCAGAGACGGCUAGAGCACUGGUGGCAGAAAACUCACUCUGAAUCAGACCGGACAUGGGUUAGAGCUCAACGUCGAGCCUACCAAGUGGCGAUGGCAACAGCGAAAAGGACCUUCUUCGCCGCUUCUAUUGUAUCUGCAGAAAACAGCAGCAGGAGACUCUUUCAGGUGGUUCGUAAUCUAUCUGAACCACCUUCGUCAUCGGGGCCAGGUAGGGACCCCAAGAUCUCCUGCAAUGCUUUUGCAAAGUUUUUUGCAGAUAAAGUCCCUCAGAUUCGGAAGGAGGUAGACUCCACCGUGGGAGCAGGGCGGGGGCGAGUGAGUGCUAGAGUCCUGUCUAGUCAUGUUAUAUGGGAUCAAUUUCAAUCUGUUACCUCCGAGGAUGUGGACAGGCUGCUUGGACAAGUGAAACCGACCACCUGUCUCCUUGAUCCUUGCCCAUCCUGGCUGAUAAAAGCUAGCCGGGAAGGGCUGGACGAUGGGCUCCGUGGGGUGGUGAAUGCUUCCCUCUGCGAGGGAGCCUUCCCAGACCUGCUGAAAGAGGCGCUCAUUAAACCGCUUCUUAAAAAAACAUCCUUAGACCCAGCCAUUAUGGCCAACUAUCGCCCAGUCUCAAAUCUUCCAUUCUUGGGCAAGGUGAUUGAGCGUGUGGUUGCUGAACAACUCCAAGCACGCCUGGAGGAUGCGAACCAUUUGGAUCCCUUCCAAUCGGGAUUCAGGCCUCACCAUGGGACUGAAACUGCCUUGGUUGUGCUGGUCGAUGAUCUCCGGCAGGCUAGGGACAAAGGUGAGAGCUGUUUCCUAGUUCUGCUGGAUCUCUCAGUGGCCUUUGACACCAUCGACCUUAACAUCCUUCUGGACCGUCUAGAGGGGCUGGGAGCUGGGCGCACUGCUAUACGGUGGUUACACUCCUUUCUCCUGGGCCGUGUCCAGAAAGUGGUGUUGGGGAAUGAGUGUUCAGACCCCUGGGCUCUCACUUGUGGGGUGCCUCAGGGUUCUGUCCUCUCCCCCAUGCUUUUUAAUAUCUAUAUGAAGCUGCUGGGAGAGAUCAUCAGGGGGUUUGGGCUGGGUGUUCAUCAGUAUGCAGAUGAUACCCAGCUCUACCUCUCUUUUAAAUCAGAACCAGUGAAGGCGGUGAAGGUCCUGUGUGAGUGCCUGGAGGCAGUUGGAGGAUGGAUGGCAGCUAACAGAUUGAGGUUGAAUCCUGACAAGACAGAAGUACUGUUUUUGGGGGACAGGGGGCAGGUGGGUGUGGGGGACUCCCUGGUCCUGAAUGGGGUAACUGUGCCCCUGAAGGACAAGGUGUGCAGCCUGGGAGUCAUUUUGGACUCACAGCUGUCCAUGGAGGCGCAGGUCAAUUCUGUGUCCAGGGCAGCUGUCUACCAGCUCCUUCUGGGACGCAGGCUGAGACCCUACCUGCCUGCAGACUGUCUUGCCAGAGUGGUGCAUGCUCUGGUUAUCUCCCGCUUGGACUACUGCAAUGCGCUCUACGUGGGGCUACCUUUGAAGGUGAACCGGAAACUGCAAUUAAUCCAGAAUGCGGCAGCUAGACUGGUGACUGGGAGUGGCCACCGGGACCACAUAACACCGGUCCUGAGAGAUCUGCAUUGGCUCCCAGUAUGUUUCCGAGCACAAUUCAAAGUGUUGGUGCUGACCUUUAAAGCCCUAAACGGCCUCGGUCCUGUAUACCUGAAGGAGCGUCUCGACCCCCAUCGUUCAGCCUGGACACUGAGGUCCAGCACCGAGGGCCUUCUGGCAGUUCCCUCAUUGCGAGAAGUAAGGUUACAGGGAACCAGACAGAGGGCCUUCUCGGUAGUGGCCAAGGAAAUAAGUAGCUAUCUUCUCUUUAAAAGACAUCUGAAGGCAGCCCUGUUUAGGGAAAUUUUUAAUAUUUAAUGCUGUAUUAUUUUUAACACUUGAUUGGAAGCCACCCAGAGUGGCUGGGGAAACUCAGCCAGAUGGGCGGGGUAUAAAUAAAUUAUUAUUAUUAUUAUUAUUAUUAUUAUUAUUAUUAUUAUUAUUUAUUCUGCUGAUAGAGAGUGACGAGUCUCUAAACGUAUCUGAGGUUUGUGUCACUGUUUGAUGCUGUUCCAAGGGAAACCAGUGAUCGCCUGGCUGCCAGCCAGUGGCUGGAGCCAGCUGGGGGCCUGCCUGAUGCCGCCAUCUCCCCAGCAGUAUCCCAACAGUCCCUGCUUUGACUCCCUUCUGCCAUGAAUGGUGGGAGUGGGGGUGGCCUUAGACAAGCCACUGUCUCUCAGCCUCAGUCCUCCCAUCUGAAAAAUGGGCAUAUUAAGAUUGACUUAACUUACAAGGUUGUUGCAAGGGUUCCAUGUAGAUAAUGUGUGUUAAGUACUUCGAACCCUUGAAACAACAACAACAACAAAUUUUAUUCAUACCUCGCCAUCCCCGGCCAACACCGAGCUCAGGGCGGCUAACACCAAAUAUAUAAUACAAUAAAAACACAAAAUCAAAUGAUUGGUUAAAAUACAGUUCUAAAUCACAUUUGAAAUCAAAGUAAACUUAAGUGGAAACCCACGAAUCACAACCGUAGGGGUAAGGAAAGAACUGCAAUUGUUUCAAGAAUCCUUAUUAAGAACUUGGUGAACAUCCCUGUCUCGAAUGCAGAGCCAUGGAGUCCCUGUUCAUUUCAGAGGGAAUUACAUUUCUGUCUAAAGAAAAGUCAGCUUCCCAGUUGACGUCGUUUCUCUUCUCUUUCCUCAUCUGCCCCCACAGAAAAGGUAACUUUGGAUCCAGACACAGCACAUCCCCAGCUUAUCCUGUCCAAGGAUCGAAAGAGUGUGAGUUGGGAAGGAGUGCCUCAAGACCUGCCAGACAACCCUGAGAGAUUUGACACAAAUCUUUAUGUGCUGGGACGUGAGGCAUUCAAGGAAGGCAGACAUUUCUGGGAAGUUGCUGUGGGGAGCGAGGAGGAGUGGGCCGUGGGGGUGGCCAGAGAGUCCGUGAAGAGGAAAGGCAAGUUCACCGUUGGCCCUAAGGAAGGGUUCUGGCGCAUAGGGAAGUGGGGUGAUCAAUACAGGGUCUCCACCCGCAAUGGGCCCCCUGUUUCAAUGCUGGUUGGGGAGCCUAAGAGGAUCCGAGUGGCCCUGAACUGUGAAGGGGGACGGGUGUCCUUUCACGAUGCAGAUACAGCAGCCCUUCUCCACUCAUUCUCAGAAGCCUCCUUCUCAGGAGAGACCCUCCAGCCCUUCUUUUACGUGAGGAAGAAAGAGAUCCUGAGACUCUCUUGA